This is a messenger RNA of Tetrahymena thermophila SB210, 624 nucleotides long. Its product is annotated as kinase domain protein. The record is from RefSeq and is a predicted model, not a curated record. The transcript has 6 exons. NCBI's taxonomy places the organism in Eukaryota, Ciliophora, Oligohymenophorea, Hymenostomatida, Tetrahymenidae.
AUGUAAGUCCUAAUUAUUAAAGAAAAUUACUAUAUUCAUUUAUAUUUAAAAUUUGGAAAUAUUAUAUUAAUUUUUAAUAUUAACAGUAAUUAGAGCGAACUUUUACUGAAAAGCUGUACUCUUUUCUACCAAUGGAUUUAAAGAUUAAAACAUUUAAAACAUUUUGGUUUAUAAUUAGUGAGUUAAUAGAUCAAAUAUGAUUAAAUUUAUCUAUUUGAAGGAAUAUCUUCAUUGAUUAAUUUAAAAAGUGUUUAUAUUAAUCUAGCAGACACAUAACUUGGAGAUGAAGGAGUAAUUAGGCUAGGUGAAGAGCUUUAAAAAUGUGUCCAUCUUUCUAAUUUAAAAUUAGAGGUUUACAAUAAUAAAAUUACCUAGAUUGGAGCUCUUGAAUUAGGAAAUUAUCUUUCAAAAUGCAGAAACUUGACUUCAUUGUACCUUGAUAUAACAUCUAAUAGGAUAAACUAAGGUUAAUUAGAGUUAGUGAGAGGAAUCAGCUUAUGCCCCAAACUUCAUGAUUUCUUUCUUAUGAUUUACGGAACAUGUUUUGAUUGUGAGUAUAACCUAAAGAAGCCUUUAUGCAAAAGCAAAUCACUUGUCAAAUUUUGUCUCAUUUAAGAUUUUUGA